Molecule: messenger RNA, 6922 nt
Organism: Tyto alba (common barn owl)
Lineage: Eukaryota; Metazoa; Chordata; Aves; Strigiformes; Tytonidae
Gene: SOCS7
Product: suppressor of cytokine signaling 7
Exons: 10
Coding region: 90-1928 (612 amino acids)
Biological process (GO): intracellular signal transduction; phosphatidylinositol phosphate biosynthetic process
Cellular component (GO): phosphatidylinositol 3-kinase complex
Molecular function (GO): 1-phosphatidylinositol-3-kinase regulator activity
Source: RefSeq, a predicted model, not a curated record
GCCGCGGAGGAGGGAGGGAGCGGCGGCGGCUGCCCGGUCGGUCGGUCGGUCCGGUCGGUCGGUCGGUCGGUCAUGCGGCAGCCGUAGCCAUGCAGCGCGCCGAGCUGCGGGACGGGGAGGCGGCGGCGGCCGCCGCGGCCUCUUACCGGGUGCUGAGCCGCUUGCUGGGCUACGGGGCCGGGCCGGAGGCGGGCGCGGCGGGCGGCGCCGUUACCGGCGCGGCGGGCGCGGGGCCAUCGGGCCCCGGUGUCGGGCGGCUGCCGGCGGCGGCGUUACCGGGCGGCGGAGCGCUGCGGGCCCAGCGGCCGCCGCCGCAGCUGAUGGUGUUCCGCAACGCGGCGGAGGGGCGGCCCGGCGAGGAGGGCGGCGGCGGCGGGGGGGGGGGGGCCCCGGCGGGAGGCGGCGGCGAGCUGCUUUGCCCGCGGCACCGCUGCGCUCUGGAACCCAAAGCGGCGGCGAGGUGGGGGACGGCGCCGCCCGGGGGGCUGGAGCUGCAACUGGCGGCACUGGGGCUGCGGCCCCCCGGGCUGGGCGCGAAGGGACCGGCGGGCUGCCCCUGCCCCUGCCUCGGCCCGCCGCCCCCCGCCGGGCCCGCCGCCGAGGAGACCAGCGACGCGCUGCUGGUGCUAGAGGCGUUGGAACCCGACGAGGCCGGGAGCUGCUCCGAGGAGGAACCGGGUUCUCCCGGCCGCGGAACCGCCCGCGCCGCCGGCAGAGGAGCCACCGGGACCGGCCCCGCGCCGCCGGCCGCUGCCCCCGGGGGAGCCGGUCCCGGCGGCAGGAAGGGUUCGCUCAAGAUCCGCCUCAGCCGCCUCUUCCGCACCAAGAGCUGCAGCGGCGGCUCGGCCACCGGGGACGCCGCCGCCGUCGCCGUUACCGAGGGCCGGCGCACCGGGGAGCUGCCCGCCUCGGCCGGCAGCCUGACCGACGUCUGCGGGGCCCGCGGCCGAGAGCAGGAGCCGGGCAGUAGGAAACACAGACUGACAAGAACUCAAAGUGCCUUUUCCCCGGUUGUGUUCAGCCCCCUCUUCACAGGUGAAACAGUGUCACUAGUGGACGUGGACAUCUCUCAGCGAGGACUGACCUCCCCUCACCCUCCGACUCCACCACCUCCACCACGAAGAAGCCUCAGCCUGCUAGAUGAUAUCAGUGGGACGCUGCCUACAUCUGUCCUAGUGGGUCCAAUGGGCUCCUCCUUGCAGUCUUUCCCUCUGCCUCCGCCUCCUCCGCCCCAUGCCCCAGACGCCUUCCCACGGAUCGUCCCGCUGAGGCCGAUGGAGGCGAUGCCUGGGCAGCCCACCCCACACCUCCAGUGUCCGCUCUACCGCCCGGACUCCAGCAGCUUCGCAGCCAGCUUGCGAGAGCUGGAGAAGUGCGGGUGGUACUGGGGACCGAUGAACUGGGAGGACGCAGAGAUGAAGCUGAAGGGGAAGCCGGAUGGCUCCUUCCUGGUCCGAGACAGUUCUGACCCCCGUUACAUCCUGAGCCUGAGCUUUCGGUCGCAGGGCAUCACCCAUCACACCAGGAUGGAGCACUACAGAGGGACCUUCAGCCUGUGGUGCCAUCCCAAGUUUGAAGACCGCUGCCAGUCUGUGGUGGAGUUCAUAAAGAGGGCAAUCAUGCACUCCAAAAACGGGAAGUUUCUCUACUUCCUCCGAUCCAGGGUUCCAGGUCUCCCUCCAACUCCUGUCCAGCUCCUGUAUCCAGUCUCCAGGUUCAGCAAUGUCAAAUCCCUUCAGCACCUUUGCCGCUUUCGGAUCAGGCAGUUGGUCCGGAUAGACCACAUCCCCGACCUCCCGCUGCCCAAGCCCCUGAUCUCCUACAUCCGCAAGUUCUACUACUACGACCCGCAGGAGGAGGUGUAUCUGUCGCUGAAGGAAGCUCAGCUCAUCUCCAAACAGAAGCAGGAGACUGAAUCCUCCACGUAGCGAGGCUGCUUCACCCAUCUUGUUGCUGUCACUGAUGGAAUUUGAUUGUUGCCAUCCUGUAGCCCAAGUCAGGCUGUGGUGGGAAGGAGGCACGCGACGGUGGAACCUGCUUCUGCGGUGCCGCUUCUGCUCUCAAGCUCUUUUGUACAGAGAAGAGGGUUCAAGACUCCUAAAAAAGCACAGCAGAACAGGAACAAGAGCCUCGGCUCCUGGCUGAGGGAGAGGAAUCUCGGAGACAGCUGAGCCUAGCUCGUGGACUCCCUGCAGAACAAAGAAUGUCAUGGCACUAUUUACAAUUUUUUGAAAGUUUUAUUUUUGAUGUCUUUUUUUUAUUUUAUUUUCAGCAUGAGAAAUACUGUAUUAUGAUCAGCUGAAUUUUAUUAUCCUCCCUUGGAAACUUUGAGGUGGGGGGAGACGGAGAGAAGGGGACUCUCUAGGAAGAUCAUCUGCUUCAGGCAUUAUGGCAAGACUGUUCUUUUGGUCCUCACCGAGAGGGGAUGCAGCCGGAGAGCUGCUUGGAGGCAGACUGAGCCAGAAUGACGUGCAGCUAUGUGGAAUAACCUCUGGGAAACACGGAGCUCUGAACAGCAGGCAGCUGCACAGCUCCCCUGCUUUCUAGGAUUUGGGAGGAGAGGGCCAAACCUAGCCUUGGGCAGCUGAGCUUUGCAGCUGGAUUUGCAGGGUGGUCCUAUAUGCUUUUAAGCUGGACCCAAGGAAGGAAGAGCACGUGAGCCAUUUGGAUGUCGUGGAGCCUUCUGCCAAAGGGAAUGGUUGCUGCUGCCCUGGGAAGUGGGGGCUGCUCCUCUGAGGAGUCAUCGUUCCCUUAGCAAACACUGGAAGAUUUUGCUGAGCCCCUGGGCUAAGUGGAAGGACGGUGGCAAAGCUGUUGCUGUAACUGUUGCAGCAGUCCAUGGACCAAAGGUACUUGCUGCAGCCAUCUCAGUCUUGCAGAGCUGUAGGACGUGCACUUUUAGCCUUUCUCUGGCUGCCUCCAGAAGCUGUGAAUGAAGUGGCUUUCUGCCGAGCUGUGAAGGAUCUUGACCAGGAGUUGCUGGGGCAUUAAGAGGCAUCUCUGGGGUGUCUCGGAGCAAGCAGCAGAUAGCAGAUACAACUGAGGGUUCUCCUGGAAUGGCAUCUGAUCUCUGUGAGCUUGCUUGCUGCUUCCUGCUCUCCCUGGGAUGUCUGUGGAACCACAGCAGUUCGGAAACAGUAAAGCCAAGAGAGGUGUUAGCUCUUGCUGUGUUUCUGUGCUCAGCACUGGCUGAAACACCCCCCUCUUACCCCUUCAAAUCCUGGUCUGCUGUUUCAUCCACUGCAGCAACAUGCAAAGAAUACGCAUUUCAUGGUGAAGUUUAAAGUUUGCCCCAAGUGAUGCUGAGAAGUCUGGAGAAGCAUCUCUCCUCCCGUAUUUAAACGAGCAAAUGUUCCUGUGCUCUCAACCCCGAGUGAAGGAAACGCUCCCUCCUGCAACAGUGUGAUCUGAAAAUGCGACGCUGUGUGUGGCCCGAGUCUCUGGGUCUGAGGUUGGUGCCCUGUGAGCUGGCUGCAGUCACUCAGGAGCUGCUGGGACUCUGCUCUUGCCCUGCGGAAUGAUCUGUGAAUUUGAAUUAGACACAGCUGUGUGGAUCUUGAAGCAGCCUGGAAAAAUUCUGAUUGCCUCGGCCAAGAGUUGCUACGAAGGGUGCUAACAAAUCCUGCCCUCCCUUUCUUCACCAUCACCUCUGCCCUCAGUUUUGGUCAUGGAGAAAAAGGAUGUUUUUUAAAAAGGAUUUGGCUUCCAGAUGAAACUAAUAACUAAGCUUCAAAAUCUGUAGAAAUACCUCAUCAGACACUACUCACUACUGACUUUGUCUUGCGUUGUCAGGGCAGUGGUUAUCAGGAAGGGUGAGCUGCCCCAAGAUGAGCUGAACAGAAUAUCCUGACCCUUGGUGACACUGGAGCUAAGGUAGCCUACAACCCCCGGAGCCCGCAAAUAAAUGCAACUGCUCUGACUAAAACAUACAGCACGUUGGGCGACUGUCGGAGCCAGGGAGGAAAAAAAACAUCUAUACUUGUUCAGGUGAAACUUGAAUAUCCGUGUGCCUGCGCCUGCUGCAUCUCAGCUGCCCAUGUGCUGAAGAUUUGAAUCUUCCAUCUUAUCCCUGUGCUGGAAAGGAAAACCUUCCUAAGAGCCAAGCCUGGUCUGAUGCCUGAAGCGUCCCAAGAACGUGCCAGCGAGGAGUGGCCAGUGCAUGUGCCUCCUGUCACGUUUCUCUCCAAAAAAAAAAAGUCCCUGGAGGCCAGGAUACAGUGGUGUGGGCCAGUGUGCGUGGAGAGGUGAUGCCCUGUGGGACGCGUGAAGCGGGGGGAGCUGUGAGCCUCCCCUUGCUGAAGCUGGGGAGAAGCCGGUCCUCUCCCUAGUGUGAUGGUAGGGACAGAAUUUUCCCCCCCUCCUUCCCUGCUCUGGGAUGGAGAGGCACAGGCUGGGUUUGGGAAGGAAAAGCAGCCGGCCUGGAGAGCAGACCAGGAAAAACUGGUGCUGGCUGGGCACUGGGAAGCAGUGUAGAGCAUGUCCUGCCAACACUGGGCUGGCCUGGGGUGAAAAUGCACAACCCUGCUCCGUGGUGGGUCAGGAGAGCUGUCCUGUACCACCCCAUCCCCUGUGUCGUCCCCCCCCGAGCUCCCUGUGUACCCCCCCAACUCCCCCUCAGGGGUGGAUGGGGAGCCACUAUGACGUUUGUAGCUGUCGAAGCAGCAGCCAGACUUCAGGAGCAAUACUUGAAUUACGUGUCUUUGGCUGUCGGUGUCCUUGGGAGGACUUCUCCCACCAACCUGCCAGGGCUUCUGCUCUUCCCUGAACCCUGGGCACGGCGGGGGCAGCCCUCCCCAAAUUGAGGCCAACAGCAAGGCCUGGGGUCUGCCUGCAGCAGCCGAAGUGACGGAGGGAACGUGAGCUGGGGUGUUGGUUAGAGGAUGGUGGGACACCAGCGUGUCACCCUGAUGUGCUUGGUGUCAGCUGUAGCUGCACAAGCACCGGGGGGGGGGGGUGCUCCGGACCCCCAGGAGCGGUGGGGUCAGCUCUGCUGUGGAAGUGGCAGAUGCUCUUCAGCCUCCCCAGGGCCCUGCUCCACCUCUCCUUGCUCCAAGCCAGGCAGUGGAGCUGGAGCACGGUCAGUGCCAGCCUGCUGCCUGGGGCUGGUACUGCUGGAUCAGAUCCCAAGGUUAACUGUAGUUAACAGCCUUCUCUUGAAACCCAUUUAAAACGAAGCUGUUCCUAGAGCUCCUGCACAUCUAAGUGCGUAAGGGGAGGGAGGGACUUGAUCUGCUGUUUGGAUGUGGAAAAGGUCCAGAGAUUUUGUUUCAAGGCUGGAUGUGAGUGGAGAGGGCGGCGCCUGCCAAGGGGGUGACGGUCUUCGUGGGCACCUCAAAGAGGUGGCUCGGUCCUGUCUUGGCGGUGAACCCCAGCCCGGUUUGGGGAGGAACACCUGAUGUUUGUAUCCUGCCUGGAAUGGUUUUGUAGGUUGGUUCUGGAGGAUGCUCUCAUCCUGCUGAUUUGGAAAAAAAUUUUAUAGCCUCCUUUUGUCCAACCUUGAAUUCUGCAGAGGUUGUUGCCGUCCUCUUUCCUCUAUCAGGGACCGGAGGCAGAUGAGCAAUGACACGGACCAUAGAAACUACCAAAGCGCAGAACAGUACCCAGGGAAAAGCUCCUUUUUCAGCUGGAGAUGGUGCUUUUUCAGCUGGAUGGGUGCAGCUCUACCUGGUUGCAGUGCCCUGUGGCAGGCUUUGCUCCAGCCGGCUGCUCUGCGCGGGGCGCCCGCUCCUUCCCCUGCAGCCUGUGUCAAGGUAGGGAAUGACCUGGCUCGCUCCUGCAGUGUGAAAUUCAAAUAAGCCAGGACAGUUUUCUCACGUGGAAGUUUUCAGCUCAGCAUUGACCUCGUUGGGGCCAAAAGAAAGGGGGGGGGAAGUUAAUCUUUAGGUUGGUUUGGGUGGGACCUGUGGUGGGCACCCUGAGCUGCUCAUGGGAGAGGGAACGGGUGGCUUUGAAAGCACCAGACACAUCGUGCUGACAUAUCUGGCCAGUUUUUAAACCCUAAAAGUUUUUAAUAGAGACUUGUGUUAUUGUGCACGUGCCUGAAGGAGCCCGUGGGUGCAGGGAGAUGUGCAGGGCUGCACCCCGGUCGGGCAGGCUCUGCUGUGGGUGAGGGCUGGGGCUGGAGUCUUGUCUGGGAACCUUUUGGGGAGGAAACUGCUGGAAAGCAGAGUUUGCAAAAGGAAGGAUCUUCCUCCUGCCGGUAGGAAGGGAACUGGCUGUUGUCCUCUUGGUUUUUUUUGCAGUUAAGAUUUGCCCUUGGGAUGAUUUUUACCCUUAAAAUUGACCAUCAGGUCUGAGCCUGCCCCUUGGAGGGCUCGUCGGGGACGCAGACGCUCACCCGAGCCCCCUUUGGCUUUCCAGGAUGGGAGGGAUUUAUUGGGGUGCUCCAAUAGCACUCCCCUCCCUGGCACCUCACUCAUUUAGAGUCUUCCAGGUGAGACAGGGCAGGCGGGGACACCCCCUGCCCACCCCCCACCCCCCCCAAACAUCCCCUGGGGUUAACAGGGGGUCCCAGCAGUGCUGCCUCCAACCGUGCCUCCAGCUGAAAAGCACAACCGGUGCCCCGAAAUGCAGCAGCCUCCCAGGGUGAGCUCCCACUGCCCCCCCCCCCCGCCCCCCGGGCUGCUCCCCCACCCCAGCCAGGGCUUUUCUCUGAAAAUCGCUGACAGGCAGCGGCUAACACUGGAUCCGGACUCGCCUUUAGAGAAGGAACGAGCAGAUCUUGGCAGCUCUGAGUGCAGGACCUUGUGCUGCUCAUCGCCAGGACUGUUGAACCACCCUUUGGUAGAAAUGCAGCUUUGCUUAAUUUUAUCCCUUUUUUUUUUUUUUUUUUUUUUCCUCUUGUGUGUGCUUAAUUUAUUAAAAUAGUUGCUGUAUAAUUUAUUUUCAUAAACUAUAUUAAAAAGUUACUAAAUGGUAAAAA